AUGCACCCUCGGCGCAGUGCCCAGCACGUCCUACUGUGUGACUUGUGUACAACUGUCUCCCCACAGCGUCACUGUGAACUUUGUCAUGUAGAUCUCUGUACUAACUGUGUAGGUACACACAUUUCUGAUUCGUCUAGAAGACACAAUGUCGUGCCCUAUAAACACAGAAAGUCUACUAGCUACCCAAAAUGUCCAAAGCAUGCCGACAAACACUGUGAACUUUACUGUGAGGAAUGUAGCAUUCCUGUCUGUUCUACCUGUGUCUCCUCUGGUAAACACAAAGGUCACAAUAUAUCUGAUGUUCUGAAAACAUUCAGCUUUAAAUCACAUGGUUUGCAAAAUGAUUUGAAAGAACUCGAGAGCAGAAUUUAUCCCCGAUAUGAAGAAAUGGCGUCCGAUGUCCAAACUGAGAAAGACAAGUUACAAACGAAUUACGAGGAACUGACAACAGCCACCGACCAACAAGGAGAAGUCUUGCAUCAAGAGAUCACCGCCAUCGUCAACCAACAGAAAUUCAACAUCGAGGAGAUGAAAAACAAACACCUUGCUGUGUUAAAUAAACACAAGGAUGAAAUCACGCAAAGCAUUAAAGAACUCAAAAGGAUAAUUCAGGACCUGAAGAAAAUACUGCAUAAUAAUGAUGUUUCAUUAGCAUUUACUUACAAAUCUAAAAAUGCCGAGUUUAGAAAACUACCCUCUACAGUCCGAAUAUUACAUUACCAAGUUUUUCUCCAUCCGCAAUAA
This is a messenger RNA of Ostrea edulis (European flat oyster), 744 nucleotides long. RefSeq names its product tripartite motif-containing protein 45-like. Bases 1 to 744 code for a protein of 247 amino acids. NCBI's taxonomy places the organism in Eukaryota, Metazoa, Mollusca, Bivalvia, Ostreida, Ostreidae. Gene Ontology annotation, molecular function: zinc ion binding. The transcript has a single exon. The record is from RefSeq and is a predicted model, not a curated record.